This is a messenger RNA of Zeugodacus cucurbitae (melon fly), 2146 nucleotides long. RefSeq names its product xylulose kinase. Gene Ontology annotation, cellular component: cytosol. Gene Ontology annotation, biological process: xylulose metabolic process; D-xylose metabolic process. Gene Ontology annotation, molecular function: D-xylulokinase activity. The record is from RefSeq and is a predicted model, not a curated record. The transcript is spliced from 7 exons. NCBI's taxonomy places the organism in Eukaryota, Metazoa, Arthropoda, Insecta, Diptera, Tephritidae. Bases 210 to 1937 code for a protein of 575 amino acids.
GUAUUGUGGAACUUAUCUUUCGAUGUUUUGCAUUCAUUUAAUAUUGGCAACAGCUGAUAUUUAUUAUUUAGAUUAGAGUUUAUAAAGUUUACAAAAUUCACGGGAAUGGCAGUUCAAUAUAAGUACUUUGCAUAAAAGUAAAUGUUGAGAAGUUUAACGCUGUAAAAUUCAUGAGUUAUUAUUGAAGUUCUUACACAUAUUUCUUUGAAAUGACGCCAAAAGCUGAUGAAGAUAGAUCCACUUUUUUGGGAUUUGAUUUAAGCACACAAAAACUCAAAGCUGUCCAGUUGUCUUCCAAAUUAGAGGUUAAUGCAUCUGCUGAAGUAAAGUUUGACUCAGAUUUGCCUGAAUUUCGUACUAGUGGUGGUGCUAAUGCCGGUUCCCGGCAUCAUGAAGUUUUUGUGCAACCUGUAAUGUGGGUCAAAGCAAUUGAUAUUGUGCUGGAUCGUUUGGUGAUGCAAGGUGCUGAUCUCAGUACUGUGAAAGCGAUAGGUGGCUCUGCCCAGCAACAUGGUUCUUUAUAUUGGUCGCGUCAUGGUGUUCAAACUUUGAAGAACUUGGAUCCGGAAAAGUUUCUUCAUAUUCAAAUAGAUGAUUCCGCUUUUACCGUGAAUCGUACACCAAUUUGGAUGGAUGGUUCAACGGAGAAGCAAUGCAUAGAAAUGGAAACUGCAAUUGGAGGACGUAUGGAGAUGGUUAACAUCACUGGGUCUAAAUGUUAUGCUCGGUUUACUGGUCCACAAAUUAGAAAAAUUUACCAAGAGCGUUCACAUGCUUAUGAAGAAACUCAACGCAUUUCUUUGGUUAGCAGCUUCUUAGCUUCCGUAUUUCUGGGUGAUAUUGCACCUAUCGAUUUUGGUGAUGCAUCUGGUAUGAAUCUUUUUGAUAUUAAAGCGAAAAAUUGGUCCAAACCCUGUUUGAACUCCUGUGCGCCUGACUUGGAGGAGCGGUUAGGUGAAGCAGUACCCACUAGCGCUAUAAUUGGUAAUGUUUGUGAUUUCUUCGUGCAACGGUUCGGGUUUCCUGUUGAAUGUAAGGUGACAGCUUUUACGGGCGAUAAUUUAUCGGCUUUAUCUGGAAUGGCAGCUGAGCAAGAUAGUUUGGUCAUGUCUUUGGGAACAAGCGAUACAUUAAUGAUGAAUCUAAAAGAACAGCCUCAUCUUGAAGAAGGACACGUGCUAUGUCACCCAACUGAGCAUGAUCAAUUUAUGGGUUUAUUAUGUUUUCGAAACGGUUCUCUGGUACGUGAUGAUUUCAAUAAAAGUGAAGCCAACAAUGACUGGAAAAAAUUUAAUGAGUUACUUGAUUCCACACCACGUGGAAAUUACGGCAAUAUGGCUUUACAUUUCAAUUCCAUCGAAAUAAUACCUAACAUUCAAGGGGUCUUGCGCUGGACUAGAAGUAGUUCAGCGGAAAAUGCUGAGUCAGCGAAAGGUGUACAAAAAUUUUUAUCUCCUCAAACCGAAAUUCGUGCCUUGAUUGAGGGUCAGAUGUUGCAUAAACGAGCUGUAGCUGCAGACAUGGGAUUCCAUUUCGGCAGUAAUACAAAAAUUAUAGCCACUGGCGGUGCAUCUGUUAAUAAAUCGAUAUUACAAGUGAUUUCGGAUGUAUUCAAUGCGCCAGUUUAUGUGCAGAAUGAGAGUGAAGCGGCUUUAUUUGGUGCGGCAUACCGGGCAAAAUAUUCUCUUUAUUUAGAUUCAUUAAAAUCAACCGAUGAAGGUUGUGUAUGUAAUGGAAAUAUCAAUACCGAGAAUCCAACAUUCCCACCGCAAAACUACCAUAAUUAUAUUAUGCAAUUCAUUCCAAAUCUUUUGCAACUAAUUUGUGAGCCCAGCAAAGAUUGUGAACAAAUUUAUGCACCAAUGUUAGAGCGCUAUCGUAGUAUGGCGGCGGUUUUGGGAACAUAUUCACGUCGCCUGUUGACCACACUACAUUAGAUGUAUGAAAAACGGCUUUCGAACUCGCUUCAUUAGAUGUAUGUUAAACAUUCCCAUUGGUAGUUAUUUGAAAUACCAAUCAAUAUCAAAAUUUGCAUAAUUUUAAUAAAUGCUAACUGUUCCUUAAAUUUUAUAUUUUAUAUACUCAUGUACAAGUACAUUUUUUGAUAUCAAAUCUAUAGUGAAAAUAUAUUCCAGUUUACUAACAA